Caenorhabditis remanei is the source of this 351-nucleotide messenger RNA. RefSeq lists its product as uncharacterized. The record is from RefSeq and is a predicted model, not a curated record. NCBI's taxonomy places the organism in Eukaryota, Metazoa, Nematoda, Chromadorea, Rhabditida, Rhabditidae. The transcript is spliced from 2 exons. The coding region runs from base 1 to 351 and encodes 116 amino acids.
AUGAUCAUCCCACCAACAUUCGAAAGUUAUAUCUUGGCUUUCCUGCCAUAUGACGAGCCUGAUUGUGUGAUACUCCAGAAUAUUUUGGACAUCAAAUACGAUUUGAAAACUUUGGACUGGGAAAGUGGAAUUCCAGGGAACGUCUACUCAAUUCUCGACUCCAUCGUCGAGGAACUGGAGAUAAAAAUUCUGAAGACGGAUUACCCUACUCGUGACUGGCGUAGAAUGCUCAUGGCGUUCGGCCAGAGACUUUUCGAGUUUCGAGAAAACGAACCUCUACUCCCGAUUUUCGACAAAGUCCUCAAAAAGCCGGCCAGGAGCAUGAGAAAAAUCGCAUUUUCGAAUGUUUGA